Messenger RNA from Vombatus ursinus (common wombat), 548 nucleotides. Its product is annotated as galectin-1-like. Gene Ontology annotation, molecular function: laminin binding; carbohydrate binding. The record is from RefSeq and is a predicted model, not a curated record. Bases 64 to 471 code for a protein of 135 amino acids. The transcript is spliced from 4 exons. Lineage: Eukaryota; Metazoa; Chordata; Mammalia; Diprotodontia; Vombatidae.
AAGUCAUCCUUCGGGGACCCAGCGCAGCCAGGAGAAUCGCGGGAGCGUUUCUCACCCUCCGUUAUGUCCCAAGACAUUCACUUUGAGGGGUUGAGCCUCCAACCUGGAGUUCGAGUGAAAGUAAAAGGAUUCAUACGGGCUGCUGCUAAGCUAUUUAGAAUUAACCUGGGCAAGGACAACCUUAACAUUGGCCUGCACUUCAACCCACGCUUUGACUUUUUCGGUGAUCACAAUGUCAUUGUCUGCAACUCAUUGAAGAACGGCAACUGGGGUCCAGAGCAAAGGGAAUACAAGUUUCCCUUUGAGGAUAUGCGAACGGUGGAGGUAAACUUUGUCUUUGAAGAGAAGCAGUUUAGAGUGACACUGCCUGAUGGCUUCGAGUUCACUUUCCCCAAUCGCCUUGAAUUAGAAACAAUAGACUUCCUGUCGGUUCAUGGUGACUUCUAUGUCAGAAGGGUGGACUUCGAAUGAGUGCUCCAGUCAAGCCAACUUUAGACCAUUCUUGCCUCUUGGGGCCCUGUCUUUACUAAUAAAAGUCCUGAUGAUGA